This is a messenger RNA of Caenorhabditis bovis, 1728 nucleotides long. The record is from the annotation of a GenBank genome assembly. Lineage: Eukaryota; Metazoa; Nematoda; Chromadorea; Rhabditida; Rhabditidae.
AUGGAACGCUCACCGACACCACUGACAUCAGAGGAGCAUAUGAACCAGUUUCGGUUCCGUGACAAGAUGACACUUCUAAACUCGGAAUUUCUUUCAGUUUUGCAACAUUUUUUCAAGGAAAAAAGUCAUUAUGAUUUUUCUAGCACAAUGACAUCGUAUAUGGAGCACGUGAAGAAGCUGAAAGUGCUAUACAAGCUGGAAGUGGAAGACACCAAUGUUUCGCAAAGAACGGAAGAAAAAAGAUCGUCGAGUAAAAAAUCAUCCGAAGUGCAAGAAAAGCCACGAUCGUCACAAAGGAAGAUUGCAAAAGCUGUUAGAAAGAAUAAGCACCUCGAAAAUUGCGGUAAUAAUUUAUCGGCAACACCGGCACCAGCUGGAACUGCCUCGAAGAUAUUUUCGUCAUCACCGGCUAUUAAAGCUACUCCAGCAUUCCCUAAAUUCGGUGAUAUAUCUGCCAUCAGUAAGGAAACUCCGCCGCCAAUUAAGGACAAGGCUCCAGAAGUUCCAGCUCCAACUACUGCUCGAAAACGCGCAAUUCGUGGCGGUGGACCACUUGGUGGCUCGGAAUCGGUGAUCUUCAAGGGCGGCAAUGAUGGAAAAUCAAGUGAAAAUACAGCGAUGUCGAUUCCAGUUCCAACAAUCAAAUUGCCGGCGCCGAGCAAAGAUUUCUGGUCGAAAAAAUCGGAUAAACCUGAAAACAACGGCGGCAGCCUAUUCGGUUUUCUGGGAAAAACCGAAACCCCGCCCUUUACUGGAUUUUCAUUUGGGAACAAGAAUACUGAGCAAGAAAAGGAUGAAGAGAAGAAGGAGAACCCACCACCAAAGCAAUUCGUUGCUUCCCCAACUAAUGAAAAGAGCUCAACAAGUUCACCAUUAUCCUUUGGAGCAAAGACGUCUGAAAAUAAAGAUGAGGGACAGCCGAAAUCAUCAUUAUUCACUUUUGGAUCGAAACCUUCAGAAUCGGUUGAUGGAGGUUCGAAAAAAGCCCUCUUCACCUUCUCCGGACAAGACGUUCAGAAAAACGAUAAUAAUGGAUCUAAACCGACACUUUCAUUCCCAUCAUUUGGUUCAUUGAAAAAGCCAGACGAAGAAAAAAAGGAUAAUGAAAACUCAAAAUCGACCACGUUAUCGUUUCCGAAAAUCGAAGAAAAGAAAGAUUACGCUUCGACCUCAUCAACAAAACCGUCGUUGUUCUCAUUCGGAUCCUCCUCAUCUAACUCAUUAUUCGGAAAAUCAGCACCUGCCGCUUCGAACGGACUCAGUUUUGGAUCGGGUGGAUCGCUUUUCAGCAAUCUUGCCCAGAAAGCUGAAGAGAACGCCGCCAAGAAGGAGGGUGAAGAUGAUGGUGAGGAAGAGGCUGAAUACGUACCGCCAAAAGCUGAAGUUACUGAGAUCGCCGAGCCCGAUGCUAUUUUGAGUACAAAAGUAUCGGUAUUCAAAUUCUCCGGGAAAGAAUAUUCGAAACUUGGUGUUGGAAUGCUCUAUAUAAAAAAAGUCGGCGAUAAACAUUCCGUAUUAAUUCGCGCCGCGACAACUACAGGAACGGUUUGGCUUAAUUGUUUGUGUAAUCCGGCGAUGAAAGCGACGAAGGUUGACGAUCCCAAAAAGGACAAACUCAGGCUCACGUGCCCCGCAACACCAUCAGAAAUGGUAACGAUGCUUCUUCGUUUCGGGACCCCUGAAAACGCCGACAUGUAUUUUGAAAAGAUCUCGGAAAUUACGAAAUAA